Molecule: messenger RNA, 327 nt
Organism: Ilex paraguariensis (yerba mate)
Lineage: Eukaryota; Viridiplantae; Streptophyta; Magnoliopsida; Aquifoliales; Aquifoliaceae
Source: the annotation of a GenBank genome assembly
AUGGGUCGUGGGGUCAGCGCAGGUGGGGGCCAGAGUUCCUUGGGUUAUCUGUUUGGUAGUGGAGAAACUACCAGCAACCCUCAAGCUUCUCAGAACCAGGUGCAGGAAUCAAAUAAUGUGCCACCUAAGAAGGCCACUGCUCCUCAACCUGUCGAUAACAGUGAGCAGAUUCCAGCAGGCAUUCCCGGCAAUAUGCAGAACAACUACGUCCGAGCAGAUGGACAGAACACUGGAAACUUUCUCACGGAUCGGCCUUCAACAAAGGUUCAUGCUGCUCCUGGUGGUGGUUCUUCACUGGGUUACCUCUUCGGUGGUGGCGGGAAAUGA